Pezoporus flaviventris is the source of this 4068-nucleotide messenger RNA. RefSeq names its product nucleosome assembly protein 1 like 1 (gene NAP1L1). Bases 28 to 1323 code for a protein of 431 amino acids. The record is from RefSeq and is a predicted model, not a curated record. The transcript has 15 exons. Gene Ontology annotation, biological process: nucleosome assembly. Gene Ontology annotation, molecular function: chromatin binding; histone binding. NCBI's taxonomy places the organism in Eukaryota, Metazoa, Chordata, Aves, Psittaciformes, Psittacidae. Gene Ontology annotation, cellular component: nucleus; chromatin.
GGGUUUGCGUGGUGACGUUAAUUCUAUAUGAGCGCGAGCGGCGGGAGCUCGGGUCUUUUUACCGCCAGCCGCGCGGGCGCCUCCUCCUCGCUCCUGAGUCACCGCCAGACCCGGCCCGCGCAGGGUUUGAAAUCUAGGAGAAUGGCAGACAUAGACAACAAAGAACAGUCUGAACUUGAUCAACAGGAUAUGGAAGAUGUUGAAGAAGUAGAAGAAGAAGAAACUGGUGAAGACGCCAAUAGCAAAGCUCGGCAGUUGACUGUACAGAUGAUGCAAAAUCCUCAGAUUCUCGCAGCCCUUCAGGAAAGACUUGAUGGUCUGGUAGGCACAUCUACAGGCUAUAUAGAAAGCUUGCCUAAAGUUGUUAAAAGACGUGUGAAUGCUCUCAAGAACCUUCAAGUUCAGUGUGCACAGAUAGAAGCAAAGUUCUAUGAGGAAGUUCAUGAGCUGGAAAGAAAGUAUGCUGCUCUCUAUCAGCCCUUAUUUGACAAGCGAAGUGAAAUCAUCAAUGCAAUAUAUGAACCUACAGAGGAAGAAUGUGAAUGGAAAGCAGAUGUUGAAGAGGAAAUUUCAGAGGAAAUGAAAGAGAAAGCCAAGCUUGAAGAGGAAAAAAAAGAUGAGGAAAAAGAAGACCCUAAAGGAAUUCCAGAGUUUUGGCUGACAGUAUUCAAGAACGUGGACUUGCUAAGUGAUAUGGUUCAGGAGCACGAUGAACCUAUCCUGAAACACUUAAAAGAUAUAAAAGUGAAGUUUUCAGAAGUUGGACAGCCUAUGAGUUUCACAUUAGAAUUUCAUUUUGAACCAAAUGACUACUUCACAAAUGAAGUAUUGACAAAGACAUACAGAAUGAGGUCAGAGCCAGACGAUUCUGAUCCCUUCUCCUUUGAUGGACCAGAAAUCAUGGGUUGUACAGGUUGCCAAAUAGACUGGAAAAAAGGAAAAAAUGUUACUUUAAAAACCAUUAAGAAGAAGCAGAAACAUAAGGGUCGUGGAACAGUUAGAACAGUGACAAAAACUGUUUCCAAUGAUUCUUUCUUCAACUUCUUUAGUCCUCCUGAAGUUCCUGAAAGUGGAGACCUGGAUGAUGAUGCUGAGGCAAUCCUUGCUGCAGACUUUGAAAUAGGUCAUUUCUUGCGUGAACGUAUAGUCCCCCGAUCAGUAUUGUACUUCACAGGAGAAGCUAUUGAAGAUGACGAUGAUGAUUACGAUGAAGAAGGUGAAGAGGCAGAUGAUGAAGAGGGGGAAGAAGAAGCAGAUGAAGAAAAUGAUCCUGACUAUGACCCCAAAAAGGAUCAAAACCCAGCAGAAUGCAAGCAGCAGUGAAGCAGUGUGUAUGUGGCCUUGAGGAUUACCUGCACUGUAAUAGCCUAAACACAACUAUUAGUUACUUACAGCCUUAUGUUUUGUAUCUUGGUAGAAUUAAGUAACCAAUUUCUUUAAAAAAAAAGAAAUCAAACACAUAAGAACCAGUUUAAAAUGUAGGUUCAAUCUACCUAGCAUUUUAACAGUAUAAUUUUCUGCCAAUACGUAGAAUGCAGUAAAUCCCCUAAAGCAUGAAUGUUAAUUCAUUGCUACAUAGUUUGGUUCUUGUGAAGUCUUUGUCAUGUAGCUAUUAGACUGCAGCUGUGAAGAUUAUCAGAACUGUUAACUGAGACCAAUAUUUGUUUAGAGAAAACUUCUCUCCUGAAGAACCAACCAAAGUAUUUUUCAGCCCAGUAGUCGGAACGGGUUUAAGUCUGCUUGCACUAGCUGUGCCUUCAUUACUUUGUUAUAGAACUGGCAGUGACUUGUACUAACUAGGAGAUGAUGCAUUUUGAAUUUGACUACUUCAGAAGAUUGGUAUAACUUGUUUAAUUUCCAACGAGACCACAUUAAACAUUCAUAACUGUCAGCUUGUUUAUGCUAUGGGUUUUGUAUUUUAUGUGACAUAGUGAUCUACAAAAGAAACCUAGUCAUCAUAUUAAGGUUAUUGUUUACCACUGGGGUGUGAAUAAAACCUAGUAUUUUCAGAAGCUAGUCUUGUUUUAUUAUGAUGUGUGUAUCUGCAUGUAAGGCAUAUCUUUCAUGCUGCAGUUCACUUUCACUAGAAAAAAACGUUGAGAGUUACUGAGAAGUAAAUUAUAUAGCAUUUUAAAACCAAACACAAUAGUUUGGAAAGUUUGAGCCAUACUUUCCGCUUGCAGUGUGAUACUUGUGAAUCUGAGCUAGAUGUUUCAGUGAUUGGUCAACACUGCCAUUUUGGAGAAGACAAGUCUUUUGAAGUGGGGCUAGAUCUGAUAAAGGACUUCAGUAUUGCUGUGCCUGACUCUAGGGCACUGGUCAUUAGUAUGAAUUCUGGAGCCAAGAAAGGUGCCUUGGAUUUCUGUGUAGACAGAGCUGGGUUGUCCUGAACAAAACCUGCCCUGCAACCUAAGGGAGUGCUAGAACACUUAGCUGUAUUCUACUUUGUACUCACUGUAUCAAGCAUCUACAGAGGAGAAAACAAAUCCGAAGGGAAUCAAUCCCCUCUUCUCACCCAAAAUUUUGUUCACUUUUAUAUCUGUGUGUUCUGGUUCAUACUUUGUCUGUAUUGAUGUUCAUUGUCAGUUAGAACAUGGGCUAGAUUUUUCUCAUGCUAACCUUAUCUGUAGUCUAGCAGUGGAGGUGCUGGUGUGAUGUGGAUUUGAAUGCCUUCAGCUUGAAGAAACUAUGACCCAAUGACUUCCAUUUGAGUUUUUCCAGUCAAUAAGAUGCUACUGUAUUCUGUGUCGUCUUGUCAUUCAUGUAACUGUAGAAGUUCUGAUCUUCUAAGCAAGUACCCAGAUAACUUUCUGAGGGAUGGGAAGGUCCUUGAAGGACUGGAAAGAAGGAUCCAGCUAGCAUGGAUCCAUUUUUGCAGUGACUGCUCUUUUCUUUUUCUUGCAUUUCUUUUUGUUUGUUUCCUUCCUUGCCACUGGUACAUGGACUUAGCUGUAAAGGAUUAAAGGGCUGAAAAGAGUAGGGCAAGCAGGAGGCAACAGCUGCAUGAGGAUAAGGCUGGUGGAAGAGUUUCUUUAGUAUGUCUCUUGGUUGGAGCGUAAGUAAUACAGAAUAAAGCUUAUCCCAAGUGCCCUUCUUGAAUCCUCAGCCCCCGUGAAAGGAAGAGGGUUGAAUAUGCCCUGACUAAACUGAUUUUUAUCUUCGGUUUAAUUCCUUGAAGGCUCAAAUACCAUACUGCUUCAUUUCAGAAUCCCUGUCAGGCUUCAUCUUUCUCCUGUCCAUGGACUUGGGAGCAGGAGCUCUUGCCACCUAUAGCUGUGUAUAGAACAGUACUGUUGAAGUUCUGCUCUUAGGUGUUUGUUUUUUUUAGGUAACGCAUAGAUCAUAGUGUUGAAAAAUAGAGAAAUGAAAAGUUAACUUCACACUCUAUGGUAGUUGUGUUCUUAUGGUACAGAUCCUGAUUCUGCCAGUUUGUGUUUCACUUGGUCUCUUCUCUAAAUGUCUCCAGGGUUAAGCUUAAUCUUAAAAUUCAGGGCAUGGGAAGACCAAACUGAUGGUAUGUUAUGAGCUUGAACAGUCAUUAAUAUGGGGCUUUGGGGUUCAUACUUUUUGACAUGAGAAGUCUCUGAAGUCCUUACUUAGAUCUAGCCCAUUUUUACUAACAGCAUCUGGCAAAUGUAUCUUAAAAAGAGAAAGCACUGUUGAAAGUUAUCCAAUGAAUUUCAAAAGUCACUGUUAGGAAAUUUUCGAUGGCUUUCUCAUUUAAUAUCUUCAUAUCAUACAAUGGGAUGCAGUAUUUGAAAAGGGGAGUUUGUAGUUGUCAAAGGUCACCUGCAGCCUGCAAGAUCCAGAGCCAUGAAUCCAUCUCUGUCAACAGAUUUUUGGUAAGCUGCUCUCUAGAUUGACUUGCUAGUUCUCAAUCAGCAGGUCUUGUGCUCUGCAGACUGCAGCAAAAGGAAGGUUAUAAUCAUACAAAAUAAGGUGCCAGUUCUUACGGUGUCAGUUAAAUAAAAACUGUUUUGGUGCUUAACGUAGUUUUGUGCUCAAAGACAUUUGUUUAGCAAUUCUGAAAGGCAGUAUGUAGCAGGAACAUUAAACUUUCAACAUUGA